UAUAGCUAAGAAAAAGCACAAUGGAGUUUUACGAGUCUACCUACUUUAUCGUCCUCAUUCCUUCUGUGGUUAUUACAGUCAUUUUCCUCUUCUUCUGGCUUUUCAUGAAAGAGACUUUAUAUGAUGAAGUCCUUGCAAAACAGAAAAGGGACCUAAAGUUUCCACCUACCAAGACUGAUAAAAAGAAAAUGGAGAAGAAGAAGAACAAGAAGAAAGAAGCUCAGAAUGGGAACAUCCACGAGUCUGACUCUGAAAGUACACCUCGGGACUUUAAGCUCUCUGAUGCCCUGAGUACGGAUGAAGAGCACGUCGCUCCUGUUCCCUUGAGCGUGACUGAAGCAUCUACUGGUGUUAGAGAACGGAAGAAGAAGGAGAAGAAGCAUAAGGCCGUUCAAGAUGACCAUGUAACUAAGGAGUCGGAAGGAUCCAAGUCUUCAGGCAAGAAAGUAGAACCAGUCCCUGUUACAAAACAGCCCACUCCACCAUCUGAAUCAACAGCAUCUAAGAAGAAGCCUGGGCAGAAGAAGCAGAAAAAUGGAAUGGAUGAUCAAGAUACUAAGACUGAUUCUGUUGUAUCCCCUGCCAAAAAGCAAGACCCAGUGCUGCUCCACCAGGAGAUAAAGCAAGAAAAUGUAUCGGGAAAGAAGAAAGUCUCUGCAAAGAAGCAGAAAGCUGAUAAUGUUUUGGUGGAUGAACCUCUUAUUCAAGCAACUACUUAUAUUCCUUUGAUGGAUAAUUCUGAUGCUGGCACUUUGGAAAAGCGAGAAGUGGUUGAAGUAACAAAACAAAACGUGAAUGAGGGGAUCCAGAAGAGCAGUGGCAAGAAACUGAAGAAUGAAACGGAUAAAGAGAAUGCUGAAGUAAAAUUUAAAGACUUUGUAAUGGCCAUGAAGAAUAUGAUCUUCACUGAAGAUGAGGCCCGUUGCAUAGUGGAGGUGUUAAAGGAAAAAUCCAGUGCAAUUCAUGAUGUCUUGCAAAAGGCUAGCAAGGCUGAGUCGGCUGCAGCUGUACAUCAGCUACAAGACAAAGAAAAAAUGCUUGCUGCGAUGAAGGAGGAGGCAGCUGUUGCAAAGGAGCAGUGCAAGCAGCUAACCCAGGAGCUGGUUGCAGAAAAGGAGAGAAACGGCUUGCUCACAGCGAAAAUGCGAGAGCGCAUCAACACGCUGGAAAAGGAGCAUGGCACUUUUCAGAGUAAAAUACAUGUUAGCUACCAAGAAUCUCAGCAGAUGAAGAUAAAGUUCCAGCAACUCCGUGAGCAGAUGGAGGCAGAAAUAAGCCACCUGAAGCAGGAAAACGGUAUCCUGAGAGAUGCUGUCAGUACUUCUACCAAUCAAAUGGAGAGCAAGCAGUCGGCUGAACUGAACAAACUGCGGCAGGAUUAUGCUAGGCUGGUGAAUGAGCUGGGAGAGAAGAGCAGUAAGCUGCAGCAAGAGGAGCUCCAGAAGAAGAAUGCAGAGCAGGCAGUUGCUCAGCUAAAGGUCCAGCAGCAGGAAGCGGAGCGAAGAUGGGAAGAAAUCCAGGCUUAUCUCAGGAAAAGAACAGCAGAACACGAAGCAGCACAACAAGAUGUGCAGAAUAAGCUUGUGGCCAAAGACAAUGAAAUCCAGAGCUUGCACAGUAAACUUACUGAUACAAUGGUGUCAAAACAGCAGCUGGAGCAGAGGAUGUUGCAGUUAAUGGAGGCUGAGCAAAAGAGAGCUACUGCGGAGGACUCCAUGCAAAUGCAGGUGCAGGAGCUGAUAGAGCAGAAUGAUGCUUUGAAUGCUCAGCUUCAGAAGUUUCAUUCACAAAUGGCAGCCCAGACCUCAGCUUCAGUCCUGGCAGAAGAACUACACAAAGUGAUUGCGGAAAAGGACAAACAAAUAAAGCAGAUGGAGGACUCAUUAGGCAACGAACAUGCCAACUUAACCAGCAAGGAGGAAGAGCUCAAGGUCUUACAGAACAUGAACCUAUCCCUGAAAUCAGAAAUACAAAAAUUACAGGCUCUGACAAAUGAACAGGCUGCUGCUGCACAUGAGCUGGAAAGGAUGCAGAAAAGCAUUCACAUCAAAGAUGACAAAAUAAGAACUCUUGAAGAUCAGCUUCGAGAAGAACUUGCUCAGAUUUCAAACACAAAAGAAGAGUUCAAGGUUCUCAAGGAUCAGAACGCAACUCUGCAAGCUGAAGUUCAAAAGCUGCAGACUCUCCUGUCUGAGCAGACAAACAAAGACUUGUUAGAGCAGAUGGAAAGAAGCAUGAGAGAGAGAGAUGAUAAAAUCAAAACAGUUGAAGAGCUGCUUGAGGCAGGACUCAUACAGGUGGCUAAUAAAGAGGAGGAGCUGAAGGCACUGCGAACGGAAAAUUCAUCCUUGAGGAAAGAACUUCAAAGUCUGCAAAUUCAGCAAUCAGAGCAGGUUUCCUUCCAGUCACUGGUGGAAGAACUCCAGAAAGUGAUCCAUGAGAAGGAUGGAAAAAUAAAAUUGGUGGAAGAACUCCUACAAGCUGAGAUCCUUAAAGUAGCAAGCAAGGAGAAGACUGUUCAGGCUUUGACACAGGAAAUAGAGGCUCUGAAAGAAGAAGUAGGAAAUUCCAAGCUUGAGAUGGAAAAACAGGUGUCGAUUACAUCACAAGUCAAAGAACUUCAGACUCUGUUGAAGGGGAAGGAAAAGCAGGUGAAAACCAUGGAGGCCUUAUUGGAAGAGAAGGAGAAAGAGAUUGUUAAGAAAGGAGAAUGGCUGCAGGAUCAGAAAGAUACAAUUGCACAAUUAAGCAGUAAAGUUCAGGAGUUAGAACAACAGAACCUGCAACAGCUCCAACAGGUACCUGCUGCAUCCCAAGUCCAGGACCUGGAAAGCCUGUUGAAAGGGGAAGAAGAAGAAAUGAAGAAGUUGAAAGCUGUAGUGGAAGAAAAAGAGAGAGAAAUUGCAAGCCAAAUAAAACAGUUGCAGGAUGUGCAAAAGGAAAACGAUUCUUUUAAAGUUCAAAUCCAAGAAUUAAAGCAGGAGAAUUGCAAACAGGCAUCUCUGGCUGUCCAAAGUGAGGAGCUUCUGCAAGACCUUCGGGAGAAAAACUGGAAAGCAAUGGAAGCAUUGGCAUCAACUGAAAAAUUGCUGCAGGACAAAGUGAACAAGACUGCCAAGGAGAAGCAGCAGUAUUUGGAAGCUGCCGAGGUGGAGACGCGCGAACUACUCCAGAAGCUGUUCCCUAAAGUCUCUCUUCCUUCUAACGUGAGCCAUAGUGAAUGGAUAUGUGGGUUUGAAAAGAUGGCUAAAGAGUACUUGAGAGAGGCUUCAGGAUCUGAAGAUGUCAAGGCGAUGGAGCAGAAGUUGAAGGAGGCCGAGGAAAUGCAUGUACUGCUGCAACUAGAGUGCGAGAAAUACAAAUCGGUUCUGGCAGAGACGGAGGGGAUUUUACAGAGGCUACAGAGGAGUGUGGAAGAGGAAGAAAGCAAAUGGAAGAUAAAAGUUGAAGAAUCACAGAAGGAACUUACACAGAUGCGUUCUUCGGUUGUUUCCUUGGAGCACGAGGUAGAGAGGUUAAAGGAAGAAAUCAAAGAAGUUGAAACUCUCAAAAAAGAGAGAGAACAUUUGGAAAGUGAACUAGAAAAGGCAGAAAUAGAACGAUCUACUUAUGUUUCAGAAGUCAGAGAGCUCAAAGAUCUGUUGACUGAAUUGCAGAAAAAACUUGAUGAUUCAUAUUCUGAAGCAGUAAGACAGAAUGAAGAGUUAAAUUUGCUGAAGACGCAGCUAAACGAAACACUAUCAAAACUCAAAGUUGAUCAAAACGAGAGACAGAAGGUAGCUGGUGACUUGCCCAAGGCCCAGGAGUCUUUGGCAUCUCUUGAGAGGGAAAUUGGAAAAGUUGUUGGGGAUGCCGACGUUAUUGAAAACAGCGAUGUUUGCACAGAGUCGGAAUUGACUGAUAAAAGACUAAAUGUGGUGGUGAAUCUUAACCAGGAUGUAGGUCAUCUCAAGAAGCUGCUCGUGUCAGUAAGCCAAAUGCUGUCAAAGGGACGAGAACACUACCAGCUAGUAGAAUGAAGUCACGGGGGAAUCGUUAAUUUGAGGAUAGCAGAAGGCAUUGUAUUAUAUUUUGCCAAAUUAAAGCCUUAUUUAUGUUUUCACCCUUUCUACUUCGUCAGAAACACUGAACAGAGUUUUGUCUUUUCUAAUCCUUGCUAGACUACUGAUUUAAAGAAAAAACCCAACUCUGUAGACACCUCCAGAGUUUAGUUUUAUAAUAAAAACAAACCUGUUUGGAUAAUUAGACCUUUACAUUCCUGGAGAGACAGUAAACACAUAAUCUUUUAUCUUAUUUUGCUCAAUAAAACUUGUUCAGAAAACUCCAACGUGGUAAAGUCACCAAUGGGAUAUAACAUUUUAAUACCGAUGUUGUACACUGUUUUACUUAAUUACGUUUUUGGGAUUAGCUGCCUCUGACUUCAACCUCAAGUAAACACUCCUUUUUUUUUUUUUUUUUGGUUGCUAAUGUAAUCAGUUUUUGUAAUGGUGUCAGCAAAUAAAGGGAUGCUAUUAUUCAAGGUG
Molecule: messenger RNA, 4523 nt
Organism: Pygoscelis adeliae (Adelie penguin)
Lineage: Eukaryota; Metazoa; Chordata; Aves; Sphenisciformes; Spheniscidae
Gene: KTN1
Product: kinectin 1 (kinesin receptor)
Exons: 42
Coding region: 21-4019 (1332 amino acids)
Biological process (GO): microtubule-based movement; protein transport
Cellular component (GO): endoplasmic reticulum membrane
Molecular function (GO): kinesin binding
Source: RefSeq, a predicted model, not a curated record